AUGUAUCACAAUAUGAUUCAAGCUGUGCUUUUUCUAAUAUCGAUCACUGCAGUUGCGGCGCUUAACGUCGGUACAGCGUUGUACAACCAUGUCGAUAUUAUGUACGAUACACCAUGGACUGAAAAAGAUAUGUUGAUGGUACACAGUCGGAUGUUGAUUGAAAAUUUAAUCCCUAAAAACGUAGUCGAUGGAAAUGCAUUCCUCAGCUACAUAAAGCUGAUCAUCAAAACAUCGGAGACAAUCGUUAAUGACCAGACUAGAAGAAUCGCCAUGGUUUCGGUGGCCGAUGCAAUUGGGGGAUAUAUGCAGGGAGUGAUGCUACCGCAUGUGAACCAAAAAUAUUAUAAUGGCCACGAAAGCUUUGAAGUGACCAAUGAGCUGCACGCGUUGUUACGGAAAAUCAAGUUCAUUUUGGACACGGACGGACGCGGUUGGAUGACGCCUGUAGACAUAAUAGGACGGUCGACCACGACCGCCGCCGAUAAGGACGACGACCUCAUCGUCGUCGACGAGGAGGCAGACAACCCGUGUGCGGCACUACUGCUAUACGACGUACCGUCUGACGGACGACCGGCCGCCGUGCCGAUGCCCGCAUUCGACGACAACUCGAAUCCCGGUUCGUUAGCGUUUCCGUUCGCUGUCGGCAAGCGGCUGUUCGCCGUGAACAGGCCGUGGACGGCGGCCGACGACCGCCGUCCGCUGCUCGUCCGGUAUUACCGGCUGGCCGCCGGCUGCACGUCGUCGGCGCCGGAGCAGUUCCGAGCGGACAUUAAUCGUUGGCUGGACGAGGCGGUGGUGCCGCUUUUGGCGAACCGCCGGCGGCGGUGGUAUCCCGUGCUGGCCGGUGCGUAUCGCGUCGUCCUGGCCGCGGCCAAGGCAGCCAGCAAUGGCACUGCGGCUGUGGAUGGCCGACCAAAAUGCGGGACGACGGCGUCCACAACGACUGCGGCAACGGCGGCUACCAACGACAGCGGCGAUGAUUUGAUGCGCGUGUCGUGUGACGACGGGCCCGACAGCCGAGUGCCCAACUCGAACGUUCCGCUGGCUGUGAUUCUCGUGUCGUUGGUGCUCAUCUGGAUUAUGUACGCCUGUGUAUUCGAAAAGAAACAACAAUCGGAGACCUUCACUGCAGUAUAA
Rhopalosiphum padi (bird cherry-oat aphid) is the source of this 1137-nucleotide messenger RNA. RefSeq lists its product as uncharacterized. Lineage: Eukaryota; Metazoa; Arthropoda; Insecta; Hemiptera; Aphididae. The transcript is spliced from 2 exons. Bases 1 to 1137 code for a protein of 378 amino acids. The record is from RefSeq and is a predicted model, not a curated record.